This is a messenger RNA of Vicugna pacos (alpaca), 1110 nucleotides long. The record is from RefSeq and is a predicted model, not a curated record. NCBI's taxonomy places the organism in Eukaryota, Metazoa, Chordata, Mammalia, Artiodactyla, Camelidae.
AUGUCGGCUGAGACUUUUCUUCCGUACCUGGACGUGCAUUCAGAUGGAGAGCUGCCCGCAGGGCCAUAUCGAGGUGUUGCUGUCUCACAUCAAGAGGGGAAUCACAAGCUAACCCAGCAUCAAAAGCUCCCAGAGGAGGUUCCAGUGCUAGGCUGGGAUCAGAAUCAGGCCCCAGCUCUGUCUCCUCGACCCAAAGAGAAUGAAGCUCAGCAGUCAGCCCUGGACAGUGUCACUGUUAACCCUCUGGAUCUGGCACUUACUGGAACUCCAGAGGUCACUAAUGAGGUUGAAACUUCUCCAGUUCAGCAGGAGGCCCCUUCUGAGCCUCCAGAGAGGUCAGAGGAGGUUGAAUCUUCACUUGAGCAGGCUGCCACCGGUCAGCCUCCAGAGCCGCCUGAGGAAGCUGAGCCUUCUCCAGGGGAAUGGAGACAACCGGCUCAGCCUUAUGAGUCUAAUGGGGAAGUCAUGCCCUUUUCAACACAGCAGGAGACCCCAACUCAGUCUCCAGCAGAGAUAGAACCUUCUGCAACCCAGCAGGAAAGCACAGCUCAGCGUCCAGAGUCUCCUGCUGAGGCCAAACCCUCUGCAGCUCAUUCUCCAGAGCAUGAUGUGACAACAGCUUCUCCUCCAGGCCAGGAUCAAGCUCAGUCUCUGCAGGGACCCAGUGUCACUGUUAAACCUGUGGACCUUGCACUCACCAUAACUCCGGGGCCCACAAGUGAAGCUGAACCUUCUUUGCCCCAACAAGAGGCCUCAGCUCCGUCUGCAGGGUUUCCUGAGCAGUUGGAUCCAUUAUUUUUCCAGCAGGAGGCUCCGGAUCAGCCUCCAGCCCCCUCAGGAAAUGGUGAACCUUCUCCAGUCCAGCUUGAGCCCCCAACUCAGCCUCCAGAGACCUCUACAACUGCCGCAGCUCAACGUCCAGUACAUAACGAGGUGAUGUUCUCACCUGCAGAUCCGGGUGAAGCUCAGCAUCCAGUGAUGCCUAGUACCACAGAAAAACCCCUGGAUCUCGCAGUUAUCAUCACUCCAGAGCCUGCUAAGGAGGCUGGAAGUUCUCCAGAGCAGCAGGAGGGCUCUCCUCAGUUUCCUGUUUCCCCCCGAGCAGGCUAA